AUGGUUUCUCAAAAUACUGGGAGACCAUUCAAGAAGUUUGUCAAGUUAAUGCGCCAACGUGCAAGAACGGGGUAUCUGCAUUGGAUUUACGUCCCGUUAAAUAAAAACGAGUGCAUUGAAGCCGCUUGGAUUCGGAAGCUCCAGGAUUGUAGCACAAUAGCCUUUGGCCCUGUCUUAAUUCUACGAACUUCACUCCGGAGGACUCUUACAUUUGGACCCCAACUUCCGGCGCGCAUUAUCGAUUUUUAUGGAUACCUCCCCUUGGUUAAAGAUGGUGACGGUACUAUCUCGGGGCUCUUUCAUGAUGGCUUAGAUUCAGUUUCCAGAUAUGUAUCUGCAUUUGGGGUCGCCUGUAAUGCUCAAAGCCAAGCUGGUACGCUGCCAUUGCUGCCCAUGGAUACUCACUAUGAACCGCCCAAAGUUCCUCCGGGUAAAGGCUCCAUAGCGUGUACAUGGUUCAUGACAAAGGCUUCACUCAAGAACCUUGUCAAGGUCUGCUGGGACCUCGACCUCACCCAAGAAGUCUUCGACCCUGUAUACAUUGAAAAGGGUACGGUCGAUGGACGGGAUUACAUUAAGAACAUUCGAGGUGACACAUUUGACUCACGGGUGUCUACCUAG
This is a messenger RNA of Aspergillus terreus NIH2624, 621 nucleotides long. RefSeq lists its product as uncharacterized. The coding region runs from base 1 to 621 and encodes 206 amino acids. NCBI's taxonomy places the organism in Eukaryota, Fungi, Ascomycota, Eurotiomycetes, Eurotiales, Aspergillaceae. The record is from RefSeq and is a predicted model, not a curated record. The transcript is spliced from 3 exons.